UAUAAUCAUUCAAACUAUUAAAAGGACAACAGGUUAAACCUUCAUGAGCUGAGAAAAUCAUUUAAGAUCAUUUUAAUAAAAAGGAUAUGGUAACAGGCUUGAAAUUAGAGUAACAGGGUUGUGAGAAGUAAAAGGGUUGAAUGGACACAUUGGCUUUGAUUGUAGAUCAUGACAUAAAUGCGACAAAUAAAUACUCAGGACCACAGAAAUGUUGUCUAAUAAUAUUUUAUAUAUCUUUUCGAUGAAGCAUCAACAAGAUUGUCAGGGUAACAGUUACAGGGUUGCAAAUCAACGCCAGUGUUAACUUUUUCUCCGGAGCAGAUGCCAGUUGUGGAAUGUAACAUUGCAGUCAAGGUCAGGGACGAACUUAGGUAUAUAAAUAAAGCUGAAUAGAUUUUGGCAACACGGUUACACAUAUGUUGUGGUACACAACUUUAGGAAUCAUGUUUGCAAACAUUUUGUGGAUUUCUGCAUUGGCACCACUUUUGUCCGUUGUCCACGCCGACCACAAAGAUCUGUCCGACCACGAUCAGCAUAACCACCUAAAUAACGGAAGCCAGAAUGUAUACCAGACAAAUAAUGAUUUUGCUUUUCGGCUGUACAACCAAAUAGCAGCAAACCCUGACUUUCAGUCCAAGAACCUCUUCCUCUCUCCUCUGAGCAUCUCUAUGGCUUUGGCUGCUGUGUCCCUUGGAGCAAGGGGCAAGACACACUGCCAAAUAUUUCGUGGACUUGGCUUCAAUGAAUCUGAUGUCACUGAUAAGCAAGUGCACCAAACGUUCUUGAAUCUUCUAAAGAACCUAAAUGAAAGAAAAAGAGUGGAGUUAAAGUCUGGUAGUGUGAUGUUCAUAAACGAAAGCUUCAAGAUACAUCCAGAGUUCCUGGAGGAUGUGAAGCGUUUCUAUCUCUCAGAUGGCUUCACAACUGACUUCACCAAACCCGCAGAGGCAGCAGAUAUGAUUAAUAACUACAUGAAAGAAAAGACACAUGGCAAAAUCAAAGAAAUGGUGGGAAAAGACAUCAGUCCAAUGACUGUGUUGGUCCUCCUAAAUUACAUAUAUUUCAAAGGUAAAUGGGCAAGUCAGUUUGAUCCAGAAGACACCAAUGAGCGCGACUUCCAUGUGAAUGCGAAGACCACUGUACCAGUUCAAAUGAUGUCUAAGGAGGGCUUUUUUGAGGUUUUGUAUGAUCCCACAUUCUCUGCCACAGUUCUCAACCUGCACUAUAAUGACUCAAUCUCCAUGAUGCUAGUUUUGCCUCAUAAGCGUCUGAAAGUGUUGGAAAAAAGGAUUGGUCCAGACCAUCUGGCAGAAUGGCGUACCAAGAUGCGAAAAAGGCCGUGCAUGAUUUACAUUCCUAAGCUGUCUAUUAGAACAUCAUUUUCCCUGAACAAUAUUCUCGACAAAUUGGGAAUGAGUGAUAUGUUCACUGACAUUGCAAACUUCACAGGAAUAUCAGAUGAUCCACUAGAGGUUUCUGAGGUUAAGCACAAAGCCACACUAGAUGUGGAUGAGGUGGGAGCAGUCGCUGCAGGGCUCACAGAGGUGGUAUUCAUGCAGAGGACUGUAAGACCAAUGGAUGUGCUGGAGUUCAAUCGUCCAUUCAUGAUCUUCAUCAUCCACAAUGACGCAAACAUUAUUCUUUUUAUGGGAAAAAUUCUCAACCCAUUGGAAAACUAGAACAAAAGACUACAGAUCUACCAUAGUUAUGAAAUAUAUAGAAAUAUUUGCCUUAUAUAUAAAAUGCUUACCCCUGAAAUCACUAUACUCUAUUCCACUGCUGUUCAUGACUUUAUAUAUAUAUACAUACAUACAUACAUACAUAAAAGCUUAGCCUUUGAGAAACCUGUUUCUGUUAAGAGGCUUUUGAACAUUCAACCUGCACCCUGAUUUAAACAAAUGGUUUUGCUGUCUUCCAUUUUGUGUGAACAAAACCUACUCGGAAUAGUCUUGCUGCAAUUAAUUGGGAACUUGCUGGGAGUACUUUCUAUCAUCAGGAAAAUCAUACAGCUCAUUGAGAUGGCAGGUUUUGUUUGUUUGUUUAUUUGUUUGAUUUUUGUUUGUUUGUUUGUAUUAGUCCAUUCAAAAAUAGUGUAUUAUUUUCCAUCUUUUCAGACUAAAGUCUAAGUUUUAAAACUUAAACUGGCUUUUAUAAAGCUAAGACAACACUUAUGAACUCUUACUAAGCAUGGAAACUCAUCAACUCUAAUUGAACUUGUCUGACUGGCUCAUUAUUGUCAGUUUAUAUCAAGAACAAACAUGAGUACGUUUUUGGUAGGCCUGAGAGAAAUUUGUCAGGCCACAGCUGAUUGCUUAUCUUUGCAAGACACACGGACUUCUGAAAAAUUCGCAGAUGAUAUUAUAGCUUAUGUCAAGACCGAAUAUAGACGCUAAAGGGGAACGAUUAAUCACUACUGUAGUAUACACACAUAACGCAAUGGGAACUACCUGGAUACAUUACACGACCACCCAUAUACAGCGAAGGUGCUGCGAACAUGCCCCAAAUCUGCAACCUUUAAGACGUUUUGCGCGGAAUCUGAGCAAGGACCAAGCCCGCGCAGGCGUUGACCUCCGCUAACGAGCCCCAACGUUCGUGCGCCUCUUCCGUUCCUCACCAUCGAGAUAACAGUGUACCGUUAUCCACACCAUUGUACAUUAAAAUACAGUACUGUGA
This is a messenger RNA of Chanos chanos (milkfish), 2673 nucleotides long. Its product is annotated as serpin A3-3. The record is from RefSeq and is a predicted model, not a curated record. The transcript is spliced from 6 exons. Lineage: Eukaryota; Metazoa; Chordata; Actinopteri; Gonorynchiformes; Chanidae. Gene Ontology annotation, molecular function: serine-type endopeptidase inhibitor activity. The coding region runs from base 417 to 1679 and encodes 420 amino acids.